Molecule: messenger RNA, 1732 nt
Organism: Alosa sapidissima (American shad)
Lineage: Eukaryota; Metazoa; Chordata; Actinopteri; Clupeiformes; Clupeidae
Gene: grik6
Product: probable glutamate receptor
Exons: 10
Coding region: 277-1665 (462 amino acids)
Biological process (GO): monoatomic ion transport; synaptic transmission, glutamatergic; modulation of chemical synaptic transmission
Cellular component (GO): AMPA glutamate receptor complex; plasma membrane; postsynaptic membrane
Molecular function (GO): transmitter-gated monoatomic ion channel activity involved in regulation of postsynaptic membrane potential; AMPA glutamate receptor activity
Source: RefSeq, a predicted model, not a curated record
ACGCCUGUUUCCUGACCACAGUCUCCUCAGACGGCGUCGCAGCAGCACUCUCACCCGAGCCCAGCUGCCUAGAACCAGCCCAGCUGCCUAGAACCAGCCCAGCAGCAGCACUCUCACCCGAGCCCAGCUGCCUAGAACCAGCCCAGCAGCAGCACCAGCCUCAAGGAGCUGUCUGUUGAGCCACACACCGAUUGUUUUGGAAGGAGGGGCAGGCUAGACGAGAAGAGACGAGAAGAGACGAGACGAGACGAGACGAGACGAGACGAGAAGAGCACCAUGAGAGCGUUUCUACUCUUCAUCUCAUACGCCGCGCUGCUACUGAUGCUGUCAGACCUCAGCGUGGCAGGAAAUAAAGAACUUUUAGUCACCACUAUAAAGCAAGACCCGUACACCAUGGCCAAGGGCUCCCAGCUGGAGGGCUACUGCAUGGACCUGCUGUCCGAGCUGGCCAAGAAGCUGGGCUUCAGGUACAAGGUGCACCUGGUGAAGGACGGCUCGUACGGACGCGUCGACGAUAGCGGCAACUGGAACGGCAUGAUUGGGGAGGUCAUAAGAGGGGAGGCAGAUUUGGCCGUGGCUCCCCUGACCCUGACGGCGGCGCGUGAGCGAGUGGUGGGAAUGACCAAGCCCUUCAUGCAGACCGGCAUCAGCAUCCUGCUCCGCAAAGACAUCGUGUCCGAGGAGGCCGGGCUCUUCCACUUCCUGUCGCCUUUCUCCACAGAGACCUGGGUGGGCGUGCUCAUCGCAUACCUGCUGACCGCCGGCUGCUUCUGCGUGGUGUGCAGGCUGAGCCCGCGCGAGUGGCGCCACCCAGAGGCAGAGGAGAAUCACUUCACACUGCUGCACAGCCUGUGGUACGCCGCGGGAGCACUCAGUCUGCAAGGUGCAGGGCCGCACCCCCGGGCGGUGUCGGCGAGGGUUAUCAGCUGCACCUGGUGGCUGUUCGCGCUGGUGUUGCUCUCCUGCUACUUUGCCAACCUUAGCUCCUCCCAGCCGCCCGACUCCGCCCACCUGAUGAUCAAGGGCUUCGAGGACUUGGCCAAUCAGGACAUCAUCGAGUACGGCACGCUGUCCGGAUCCUCCACACUUGCCUUCUUCAAGAACUCCAACAACCCUGCAUACCGGCGGAUCUAUGAGCACAUGGAGAGGAGGAAGAGCUUUGUGUCGUCGAUGGACGAAGGUGUCCAGAGGGCCAAGGACGGGAACUACGCCUUCAUCGGGGAGUCGGUGUCGCUGGACCUGGCCGUGGCACGCUACUGCGAGCUCGUCCGAGCGCAUGAGGUCAUCGGGAUGAGGGGCUACAGUAUCGUCACACCGCUAGGCUCUCCCAUGCUGAAGAACUUGAGCAUCGCUGUGCUGCAGCUGAGUGAGGCAGGUGAGCUGGCCUACCUGCGCAGCAAGUGGUGGGCCAGCAGCUGCAUGGCCAGCGGAGGUCGAGGGUCAGGGGUCAAAGGUCACGGCCUGCGCGGCAUCUUCCUGCUGCUCGCGGUUGGCCUCGGGGUCGCACUGCUCAUCGCCCUGCUGGAGCUCACCGCACGAUCCCGCCACCGAGCACAGGAGCAGAGGAAGUCCUGCUGCACAGUGCUGUCUCAGGAGCUGAGCCAGCGUUUAAGAGGCGGGGGUGUGAGCAGCCAAGAGGAGAUCGCAGAGAAGAGCAAAGCCUGAAAACACACACGCCACACCACCACACACACACACACACACACAGACACGCCACACACACACCAGAGAA